UGCAAGCUUCCCUUAAAAGAACAGACUUGAAACACUUUACUACUCUCCCCCCCCCUCUCUCUCUCUCUCUCUCUCCAUCAGUCCAGAUACAUUCCUCAAAUUUCAAUUUCUCUUUACUAUUUUUAUCUCAUACGUCCGAGAUUCCUUCAACCAUGGCCAAUGCAGCUUCUGGAAUGGCUGUGCAUGAUGAUUGCAAGCUAAAGUUUUUGGAGCUGAAGGCAAAACGAACUUACCGCUCCAUAGUUUUCAAGAUUGAGGAGAAGCAAAAGCAAGUUAUUGUGGAAAAGCUUGGUGACCCGACCCAAAGCUAUGAAGAUUUUAGUGCAAGCCUACCAGCUGAUGAAUGCCGAUAUGCUGUUUAUGAUUUUGACUUUGUGACCGAAGAAAAUUGCCAAAAGAGCAGAAUUUUCUUCAUAGCGUGGUCUCCUGACACUUCAAGGGUGAGAAGUAAGAUGAUCUAUGCAAGUUCUAAGGAUCGGUUCAAGAGAGAACUAGAUGGUAUUCAGGUAGAGUUGCAGGCAACUGAUCCAACAGAAAUGGGCCUUGAUGUCAUUAAGAGCCGUGCCACUAAAUAGAAAUGUCCCAUUUUCGCAGUCUUAAACGAAAUGUUCAUAGUUCAUGGAUGGUGAACCUGACUGAAUUAUGUUACUGGUUUGUUGUUUGAGUUUCACCUCAUAGUCUUCUGUAAUGGUUUCGAUUAUACUUUUAUGAUCUGCUGUGCACCGAACUUAUAUGCAGUGUGUUUCGUUAUGGUCAUGUUUACAAUAUAUGAUGUAGAGCGAACUUGUUGGCUUAUAUGGAAGGUAGAGCGAUUUGAGGUUUGUA
This is a messenger RNA of Manihot esculenta (cassava), 825 nucleotides long. RefSeq names its product actin-depolymerizing factor 2. The transcript has 3 exons. NCBI's taxonomy places the organism in Eukaryota, Viridiplantae, Streptophyta, Magnoliopsida, Malpighiales, Euphorbiaceae. Bases 153 to 575 code for a protein of 140 amino acids. Gene Ontology annotation, cellular component: cytoplasm; actin cytoskeleton. Gene Ontology annotation, biological process: actin filament depolymerization. Gene Ontology annotation, molecular function: actin filament binding. The record is from RefSeq and is a predicted model, not a curated record.